CUGGCAGUACUCGUCCUCAGAAACAGGUGACGCAUUAACAAUUUUGCGUUUGUCAUAAAUAAGUUAAGACAAAGGGCGAGUUUUAAUUGUGAAUUUUGGGAUAUUGUACACUUUUAAGAAAAAUGUCUUCUAGAAGAAAGGUCCUCCUCAAAGUAAUCAUCUUGGGCGAUAGCGGUGUGGGUAAAACAUCGCUAAUGAAUCAGUUCGUGAACAAGAAAUUCUCUAACCAGUACAAGGCAACAAUAGGAGCAGAUUUUCUCACGAAAGAGGUAAUUGUCGAUGAUAGAAUCGUUACAAUGCAGAUUUGGGAUACUGCCGGGCAGGAGCGUUUCCAAUCAUUGGGAGUGGCGUUUUAUCGCGGGGCGGAUUGUUGCGUCUUAGUUUUUGACGUAACUGCCCCCAACACAUUUAAGUCUUUAGAGAGCUGGCGAGAUGAAUUCCUGAUACAGGCUUCACCGCGUGACCCAGAGAAUUUUCCUUUCCUCAUAUUAGGCAAUAAGGUUGAUUUGGAAAAUCGCGCUGUGACUCUUAAGCGCGCACAACAAUGGUGUCAGAGCAAAAAUGAUAUCCCAUUUUAUGAGACGAGUGCCAAAGAAGCUGUGAAUGUGGAACUAGCGUUCCAGGAAAUCGCCCGUCGUGCCCUGGCCAAGGACACUGAGACGGAGCUGUACAACGAGUUCCCUGACCAGAUAAAGCUGAAUGCCAAUGACUACAGCCGCGACCGCGAACGGGACCACUGUGCUUGCUAAACCUCAUAGCAAGCAACUUGUGCUCUUGCUAAUUCAUGUCUCAUUUUUUAUUCAUUAAAUACCUAUUACAAAAAGUAUAUUUAAUUAUAUGGUGUAAGUAAUGUCUUUCAUUAUGUCAUUGUCUUGUAAAGAUGUGUUGCAAUGAUACUAAUGAAAUACAUGGAUUUGAUUUGUUUGUUGAGCACCUGCCACUAAAAUGGUUUAAUAUGUAACAGUGCACUAUUUUGCAUUUCAAUUUAUGGCUCGGCUAUUAUAUUCAUUGUCUGAUCUGCCUGUUCAAGGAUGUACAUAGAUUUUACUAUUGCAAGGUGAAUUGUGUUCUUGAACAUUUAAUUCACUUUACUAAAUAUAUCUUGGUCUAAGGAUAAUCUUAAAGCCUGUUUUUUGUUGUAUUCUAGCUCAGAAUAUAGUGUACUACACAGAUUAUUCAAACGGAAUUUCUGCCUCCGAAAGAAAUAAGCAAUAUUUAAGUAGGCCUCUUAGUAUAUUUUUACCGGAGUUGUUAAUAUUUGCACAGUGUUUUUGCACCUGAUUUUUAUGUUGCAAUGCAAGCAUAAAGUUAGAAAAAAAUUGCAUGUGAUGUGAUCCUUAUGAAUAACUGAACUCAGCAUACCAAACAAGUGUACUUACAUCUGCAAUAAAUAGAUAAACAAAUAGUCCAAGUAAUGUAAGAGGUAAGAAAAUCUUGAUGUACAAAUAAAUUUUUGAUUCCUUAACUGGUUGGCUGUCAUAUUGAGCAAUGAAUAAGCUGGGUUGGGCAUCUGGCAAUGACACUUUAUAGAAAGCAAUAUUGAAAAUUCUCACCCGUAAAUUCUGGAAAAAUAUAGUUUUAAUUGUUGUGCAGGCUAUUGGCAACAUUUUAUUUUCAUAGAUGUUGAUUGGUUUGAUUUAGAACAAUGUUUCACACUGUAUUCUAGUUGUACUAAACAUAGUAAUCAUCUGGCUUUGACUUGUUUGUAGUAAAUUGCACACAAGCUCUUUAAACUUAGAAUGUGAGUGUUGUUUUUGAUGUUUAAUUACUCAUAUCAACAGCAUAGGGCAAAACAUGAUAACUAUUAGUGCUCAUACACAUCAGUGGUCAACCAUUAUAGAACUCUCAAUUUCCACAAUAUUGUCUAAUAUAACACAGUUGAACACCUUAUUAAGAGUUCUUGAAGGAAAUUUAAGCCAAAGCCGUACUCCAGCUUGCUUGCAAAUAUUUGUGACAUUCAGCCACAUCCAAGGAAUAAAUAGUGCAAGCAGUAAGUGAUUGACCGGGUAAUUAAAAUAAUGGGUGCAUUCCAUUUUAUUUCAGCUCUUUAAAGUAGUAAAUCAGUUAACUCAUUUUGAUUAUUAAUACUACACAAAAACUAUUUGUGUAUAUAUGAAAUAUUGUGUUAGGGUUAAGUAGUUAAUGAUAACUUGAUGAAAUGCUUUAAUUGUUCAAGUUAUACUUCAUUAAGGCCAUUAUAAGAACAAAAAAGUUUUUGUAUAAUUAUGUAUCUGUAUACAUAAGUUAUUAUUAUUAGAAAGAGCCAUGGCCAAAUCAGGAAUAAUAAUUCUGACAAUUACAGACGGCUUGAGUCACGUGCCUAAUAAAUUAAGCCCAAAUUAAACUGUAAUUCUAGCAAAUGUUCAAGUACUUGCCAUUGUUAUAAACCAUAAGAUUGAUUGGUGGCUGCUGAACAUUAAAAUAGAGUUGAACUUUAAGGCUAUUAACGCAUUCACUGCCAGGGGGCGUGGCCUAGGAACAAACUUGUAUGACGGUGAACGCAUAUAUGCGUCGGUGGCAGUGAAUGCGUUAAUACAAGACCACACUUCAGUAGUUCCAACAAAACUGGCAUGAUCAGUAGAAUCUACUCUUAAGUUCUGCUCUUGCUAUAUUAUCCUGAUAAAUAAAUGCAAUGUGUAACAUAAAAACCUGCUAACCUCACGUUUCCAAAAUGGCGUUUAAUAUCUACUGUCAUUUAACUCUAAUUCAUGAGUUGGUCUGAAAGUUGUUAACUGCUCCGGUUCUACUCAUGUGAUUACAAUAUUGCCCAGUCGCCGCUUGCAUCCUCAGCUAUUUUGGAGCCUACCUUCCGUUAAAUGGUAGUUAUUACUUAUUAAAUAGUACAUUACUAUAGAGGCCGGGAAACGUAGGGUUGCAGGCCAAGUAGAUAUAUACGGAUAAAGAUACGCGGCCGGCAACCCCGUUUCUCGCCGAGAUAUGUAUAGUGCUUUUCUCAAACUUGCAAUUAAAACAAAAAAUUGUAGUUAAUUUGUUUUGUGGCGACCUACUCGGCUCGCCACUCUACCAGCGGUGUACAGUCAGCGUCAAAUACUUUGUUGCAGUCAAAGUGGCCAAAUAGUUCGGUACACCAUAGUAAAUAUAUGGUGUACCGAACUAUUAAGUACCGAACUGUAAAGUAGCCAUACUUUGGUUGCUAUAAAGUAUUUGACGCUGACUGUACAACCUUACGUGCGUAAGUCCGCGCGUCAGCGCGGUGCGCCACCGCCGUUGCUCAGCAACGAAUAUGCACAACAAAUCACCGUACCAAGCUAACUGAAGCUAGUUGAUGGUUGAUGCCAAGACGUUGUGUCACAAUUUGACGUUAAAAAACAAAAGAAGGUUGCUUUACAGUCCUAGGUGUGUAAGUCAGUAUGAAAUUCCUUUACAUAUCAUCUUCACUCAUCGCACCUGAUAUCUAGUAAUUCCGGACCUAAUUUGACGCAAGUCAUGUCAUCAUUUCAUAGCAAGUUUAAUAAAAAAAUAUUUUUGUGUCCAAUCUUCAUAUACUACUUAAUUCAUCAGUUUUCCUGUCGGCAGUGCGUCAUCUAUGACAUAUUGUAGGUAGAUCGGUUCUACCCUUGAAUUUGAAAAUAUUACAGGAGAUUUGCAGUGGUUUUUGUUAUACAUUGUGUUCCCUAAGACAGAAUAUUGCCUAUGAAAAAUUAUUGUUUUAAUUGUUACAAGAUGCUUGUUCUAUAAACCUUUACAAUUAUUUGUAGUUACUUUUACGUUUAGAAUUUAGAUAUACAUAUAUACCCAUAUUUGUUACUUUGCAUGAAGAUUAACACCAUAUUAUUAAUCAUUAAUACUUUUUACGCAGUAGCUAUAUGGAGUAUUAUAUAUUAUGGUUUAUACAUUCUUUAUAUAAAAAAUACACUUUCUAGGAUAUUAAAUAAAAGGUAGUUACAUAGUAUGAUGUAUGCUGUACUAAUGGUUGCUUUUGACUUUAUAUCAAUAAACAGAUAAAAACCCAUAA
Messenger RNA from Cydia pomonella (codling moth), 3976 nucleotides. It is a transcript of the gene Rab7, whose product is annotated as ras-related protein rab7. Gene Ontology annotation, cellular component: lysosome; phagocytic vesicle; late endosome. NCBI's taxonomy places the organism in Eukaryota, Metazoa, Arthropoda, Insecta, Lepidoptera, Tortricidae. The transcript has a single exon. Gene Ontology annotation, biological process: endosome to lysosome transport; phagosome-lysosome fusion. Gene Ontology annotation, molecular function: GTP binding; GTPase activity. The coding region runs from base 123 to 749 and encodes 208 amino acids. The record is from RefSeq and is a predicted model, not a curated record.